AUGGCUUAUCUUGUUUUAUUAGAACAAUUAACAAGAAAAAAACUCUUGAUUUUUCUUGUUUGUUUAAUAAUUAUUCAAAUAAUUUAUUUUCUUGUUGGUGGCCUUAUUGCAACAAAACCAACACAUGCUGCUAAUCAUGAAUUUUCUGUAUGUCAAACGAAACGAAAUACUCCAUGGAUCUAUCAUCGUGAAAAAGGAAAUUGUCACGAAGAUCAACCAAGAUUGGGAUCUGGAAAAUCUUGGAAAGAUUUUGUUUAUGUUAUACAAUUACCACCUAUUACACGUUGGUUUCAAACAUUAACAUCAAUUAUUGUACCACAUCUUGAAUAUGAUCCAAAAAUUAAUUUAAGUUCAAAUGCUGUUUUAACAUAUGAUGUUCGUCUAGGUUAUAAAACUGAUGAAAUGUAUGAAGAUAUAAAUUCUGAAUGGAAAUUAGAAGCACAAUCGCGAGAAUCUCGUUUCAUUCAAUGUGAACCAAUAUAUUCUUUACCUGAACAUAAAAUUAAAAAUAUACCUGAUGCAUAUUCAUGUGAACCAUUAGCUUUUCUUGAAUUAUCAACAUUGAAAUAUCCUCAUUAUUUAAUUAAUUUACAAAUAGUUGAUGAAAAUGGACUUUCACAAAAUAUUGGUAAACUUACAACAUUUGAAUUUGUUGGUAUUUAUCAAAUGGAAAAUUUUACUAAAGUAUGGUAUACAUUAAAAACAAUAACAUUUCCAAUUAUUCUUCUUGCACUUAUUUGGUUUUGUCGACAAAUGAAACGUUCACAAAAACCAUAUACAAAUCUUGACAAAUUAUUAUUCUUACUUGGUCUCUCAGCAUGUAUACUCAAUGCACCUGUAGAAUGGUUGACGCUUAUUAUGCCUUUCAAUGGUUUUCAAAUCUAUAGUGAAAUUCGUCAAGGAUUUUUCUUAACAGUUCUAUUAACAUUCUGGUUAUUUUUUGCUGGUGAACAUAGUGUUGAUAAAAAUAUAAAUUAUAGUUUUUGGUCAUAUGGAAAAUAUCUUGGUUUACUUUGGUUUGCUUCAAGUAUUUUACUUAUAUUUGCACUGUGUCAAAGAGGAUUUCAACUUUGGAAUCCAUUUCAUUCAAUUUGGUCCACAGCAGCUGGUCGUAAUGCUAGUUUAACAUUUCUUGUACUUGCUGGUUUAUCGAGUUUUGUCUAUAUUCUUUGUCUUCUUGUACUUGUUAUACGAGUUUUUUGGAAUAUUCGAAGUAAACAAGGUGAACUAGCAGCUAUGCGUCGUAUUCGACGUUUAAUGUAUCAGGGAGCAUUCUAUCGAUUUCAAUUUUUAUUAUUAUCUACACUUCUAUGUGCUAUACUUACAAUUGUCUGGUAUUGUUUAAGUCAAAUUUAUGAAACAGAAUGGGUUUGGGAUACAGAAAAACGUCCUAAAAUUCAUUAUUCAGGAGCAUUUAUAACAGGAAUUUAUGGUAUGUUAAAUAUAUAUGUCUUUGCUGUUUUGAUACUUUUCUCACCAGUUAUCUCAAAUGUUGAUGACAUGGAUGCAUUAACCAAUGAUGAUGGAAAUACUAUUCAUUUGACAAAUAAUCAAACAUCAGCUUAUGAAAUGAUAACUAAAGCGGCUAUUAGUUAA
Adineta steineri is the source of this 1596-nucleotide messenger RNA. The record is from the annotation of a GenBank genome assembly. Lineage: Eukaryota; Metazoa; Rotifera; Eurotatoria; Adinetida; Adinetidae.